Microthlaspi erraticum is the source of this 2277-nucleotide messenger RNA. NCBI's taxonomy places the organism in Eukaryota, Viridiplantae, Streptophyta, Magnoliopsida, Brassicales, Brassicaceae. The record is from the annotation of a GenBank genome assembly.
AUGGCUACACUAAACGACAUCGGAGUAGCAGCAGCGAUCAACAUUCUAACAGCGUUCGCAUUCUUCAUCGCCUUUGCGAUUCUCAGGCUACAACCUGUUAACGACAGAGUCUAUUUCCCCAAAUGGUACCUCAAGGGUUUAAGAAGCAGCCCUAUUCAAUCAGGUGGCUUCGUCAGCAAGUUUGUCAACCUCGAUUUCCGAUCUUACAUCAGGUUCUUGAAUUGGAUGCCUCAAGCACUUAGAAUGCCUGAGCCUGAGCUCAUCGAUCACGCUGGAUUAGAUUCUGUCGUCUACUUGAGAAUCUACUUACUCGGGUUAAAGAUCUUUUUCCCAAUAGCUUUUGUUGCGUUUGCUGUGUUGGUACCGGUUAAUUGGACGAACACGACGUUGGACAAGUUACAGAAUCUGACGUUCAGUGACAUUGACAAGCUCUCUAUAUCAAACAUACCAAAUGGAUCAUCAAGGUUUUGGACGCAUAUAUGUAUGGCUUACGCUAUUACUUUCUGGACAUGCUUUGUUCUAAAGCGAGAGUACAAGAUUAUUGGCUCCAUGAGGCUACAGUUUCUUGCUUCUGACCAAAGGAGACCUGACCAGUUCACAGUUUUGGUGAGGAACAUACCUCCAGAUCCUGAUGAAUCAGUGAGUGAACUUGUUGAGCAUUUCUUUUUGGUCAAUCAUCCAGACUACUACCUCACUUACCAGGCUGUCUACAAUGCUAACAAGCUCUCGGAAUUGGUUGAGAAGAGGAAGAAUUUGCAGAAUUGGCUUGAUUACUAUCAAAACAAACACUCUAGAAAUCCAUCUAAAAGGCCUCUCAUCAAGGUUGGUUUUCUUGGCUGUUGGGGUGAAAAAGUUGAUGCAAUCGAUCACUACACAGACAAAAUCGAGGGUCUAACAAGAAAAAUAAGUACAGAGAAAGAGACAGUAACGAGCAGCACAAAGUCGCUCGUGCCCGCGGCUUUCGUAUCAUUCAAAAGGCGUUGGGGAGCAGUGGUUUGCUCUCAAACUCAACAGUCAAGAAACCCAACAGAGUGGCUCACCGAGUGGGCACCAGAGCCACGAGACAUCUACUGGGACAAUCUUGCAUUGCCUUAUGUCCAGCUCACUAUCCGAAGACUAGUCAUCGCCGUAGCUUUCUUCUUCCUCACUUUCUUCUUCAUGAUCCCUAUAGCUUUCGUCCAGACACUCGCCAACAUUGAAGGCAUCGAAAAGGCUGUUCCUUUCUUGAAACCUCUCAUCGAAAUGAAAACAGUGAAAUCAUUCAUACAAGGCUUCCUUCCGGGGAUUGCAUUGAAGAUCUUUCUCAUCGUCCUCCCUAGCAUACUCAUGCUAAUGUCGAAAUUCGAAGGCUUCAUCAGCAAGUCUUCUUUAGAAAGAAGAUGUGCGAGCAGAUACUACAUGUUCCAGUUCAUAAACGUUUUCCUCUGUAGCAUCAUCGCCGGCACAGCGCUUCAGCAGCUUAACAGCUUCUUGAACCAGUCUGCGACCGAGAUCCCGAAGACGAUCGGUGUGUCGAUACCGAUGAAAGCCACUUUCUUUAUAACUUACAUCAUGGUGGAUGGAUGGGCAGGUGUUGCGGGUGAGAUACUGAGGUUGAAGCCGUUGAUAAUCUAUCAUCUCAAGAACUUCUUUCUUGUGAAAACAGAGAAAGACAGAGAAGAAGCAAUGGAUCCAGGAACUAUAGGGUUUAACACCGGUGAACCGCAGAUACAGCUUUACUUCAUUCUUGGCUUGGUUUAUGCAGCUGUUAGCCCUAUUCUUCUUCCUUUUAUCCUCGUCUUCUUCGCUUUGGCUUACGUGGUUUAUCGCCAUCAGAUUAUAAAUGUGUAUAACCAAGAGUAUGAGAGUGCUGGAUCGUUCUGGCCUGAUGUUCAUAGACGUGUAGUGAUUGCUCUGAUCGUGUCGCAGCUUCUUUUGCUUGGAUUGCUUAGCACGAAACAUGCUUCUCGUUCGACUCCAUUGCUGUUUAUACUUCCUGUGUUGACCAUUGGGUUUCAUAGAUUCUGCACAGGACGUUACCAACCUGUUUUUGUCAGAUACCCUUUACAGGAUGCAAUGGUUAAAGAUACGUUGGAACGCUUGAGAGAACCGAAUUUGAACUUGAAAACGUUUCUUCAAAAUGCGUAUGCACAUCCGGUGUUCAAAGCGGCGGAUAAUAUUGGGAAUGAGAUGGUUGUGGAGGAGCUGGCGCCUGAUCGGACGCCGGAAUUAGUGGCCACUAAACGAAGCUCAAGGAGAACGCAUAGUGGUGGCUCUCUUGAAAGUGGAAACCUUUAG